AUAAAAUCUCCAAAUACACUCUGGUUUACAAAUCAUAAUUUAUUUCUAAAACCUAUAUCAAUCUCGAAAUGGCUAGCUUUCUAACUCGUCACUUCCCAUGGUUUCCCCGUCCUCAGUUUCACUUCCUGAAAUGGUGGACAAGGAAAAACUAUGAGAUAAACUCAGUAAGUAAAUAUGGAUUGCCCUUAAUUAAACUUAUAGCAUGCCAACAUGUGCAAUCAUGCAAAACGGAUACAGCACGGGAACGAAAUAGACGUCUCCUCUAUAGGUCAUGGCCAGCGUCUAACACCCACUGGCAGGCGCACUGUUUGCUGGUGUAUAAUCCCCACAAGCAGGGUCACUGUUUUGCUGGUGUAUAAUCCCCACAAGCAGGGUCACGAAAUACAUAUCGACAUGUGCCGACAUGUGCUAGCGUUUAUAACCUCCCCCACUAGCAGGGUCACUAAUAACAUGACCACAUCGGAGACAAAACAGGCAAAAGUUAACGAAAAUCACAAUUCACAAUCACUUUCAGAUCAUCAGGACAGUCACUUAAAUUUCAACCCGAUUCUGCUUUCUUCUCAUUUCUUCCCGCUGCAGCCACCCAAAAAAAAAAAAGAAAAAAAGAAACCCAGCCAUGCCUUGAGGAAACUAGUAAUAAAGCUUGAUUUUUCCCUUCUUUUCUUGUCCAAGAACCUGAUUUGGAACCCAGAAAUCUCCCCCCUGCAGGAAGCUUUCGGAUCUGCUCUGCUCUUCUGCCCUUGUCCGCCGGCUGCCCUUGUUGUGGGUGCAAAUUCUGGGCAUUUUUAGGUAAGAAACAGCCAUGAAUCUCCCUUCUUUAGCUUGAUUUAGCUUGGGUUUAUCUUAAUUGCUCUUGUUCCUCCAAUUUUUGGGAAACCCGUGAGUUCCCUGCAGAUGUGCCGCCGGCCUCUUUUCCCCUUGCAGCUCCGGUUUUAGCUGGAGAGUUAUGGUAUGUUGACAGCCCUUUUAAGGCUUAAAUUAUUCAUUUAAAGUUGCUGCUUGUGAUGUCCGAAUUUGGCUAGGAAAUGGGGAAAUUCCGGUAGCAAUUAAGAGGGAUUUAAGUGUGUUUUGUUGCUUAAUUCAUGUGUAAAUUGCUUGAGGUAAUUGUUGUGAUUUUUGGAGAGAAAAUCCCGUGAGAUUAGCUAGUGUUUUGGCCAAUUUGUGGAAGUCGGGGUACUGUUCACGGGUACUGUUCACCGACACUGUUCAUACCCCGAGGGCCAACAUUUAACGGGUAUUUAAGUGAUUAGUUUGUGAUAAAAGAACGAAUUUGGAGAUGUCCGAUCAUGUGGAAAGUGAUAGAAAUAGCAUUGUGAUUAGGAAUGAUCCUAAUGAUGAUUUCAGUUUGAAUUUGUGAUAGUCCGGUAAUUAAUUCGUGGAUGUUUUGAUUAGGUUCUUGAUCAUUCUGUCAGUUUAGUACGUGACUUGAGUGCUCGGUUUUGCGGAGUGAGGUAAGUAAAUUUAUGGUAAUGCCCGUACUGUUUUUAAAAGCAUGUUUUGAUUUGUUUUUGAAGUGGUGGCGGGACUAAACCCGUUUUACACGA
Molecule: messenger RNA, 1544 nt
Organism: Rubroshorea leprosula
Lineage: Eukaryota; Viridiplantae; Streptophyta; Magnoliopsida; Malvales; Dipterocarpaceae
Source: the annotation of a GenBank genome assembly